AUGACCGUCCCUGAACCCCCCUACAAGCUCGAGGGUCAUUGCUCCGUCAUCUACAGCAAUACCCUCUACGCCUUCUCGAAAAAAGGCCUCCUAUCAAUUCCGCUUUCCCAGAAUGGCACCUGGUCCGAAUUGUCCGAAGGCAGCACGCCCGUAUCCGACGCAGUCUGCGUGCUGGGAGGAAUUGAGGGUAACGAAGAUGAAAAAGCCCUCUACGUGGUCGGCGGGACCGGCGACGACCAAGAUUACCCCGGACUCCAACGGUACUCCUUCAAGGACAACAGGUGGGACAUCCUCGGAUCUGCACGAACCGACUUCUCGGACCGUACCGGACACGGCGCUGCCUACCUGAGUUCCUCUGCUUCGAUUGUUGUCUACUCGGGCAGCCAGACUGGCGACACCACUCCCUCUUCGCAAAGCUGGUCUAUCUCGGCAAAGUCUCCGUACGACUCCUCUUCGGUGCUCAGCCAAGGAGCACCGCCAGCUUAUCAGCCCAUGCUGUUGUCCUGGAACUCUUCAGAUGUCGCCAUGAUCGGUGGCCAGCAGCAGAACGGCAUUGUUUAUGUUUAUGGUGAUGGCGACUCAGGCUGGGCUGAGUCUGGUGCAAGUCUGCCAAGUUCACUGGACUCAUCGGUCCAAGUUGCUUUGAUGGACGACGGCUCAGAUGGCAAAAUUUUGCUGACGUUUAAUAUGGAUGGCUCUUCUUCAGUGACGAGCUAUGCUCUAGUCAACGAUAAUGGGGAGGUACAGUCGCCGGCCUCUGAGCUGGGUUCUUCCAAGAAGCGCAGUCUGAGCGAUUAUCCCACAUAUGGUGACAAAUUUGCUCCGACACAGAAAUGGUCAGACUACUCUGUUGCCUCGCAGCAGGGAAUCGCUGUACUCUCUGGCGGUGGUGGUGAUAAUUCAUUGGCCAUCUUUAACCAGACUUCCAAUAGCUGGGCCAACGCCACCGAGCUGUUCUAUGGCAAGCCUAGCCAACAUAUGUUGAAAACACAUACCACCACAUCAUCGACUUCGUCAAGCACACCAACUCCCACCGCGACAUCGUCCAUCUCCGCCUCGGCCACAACCACCAGCACUUCCACCUCCACUCCUGCCCCGGCUGCUGGUGGAAGCUCGCACGCUGGUUUGAAAACCAUCCUCGGUGCGACUCUCGGCAGUGUGUGCGGUGUGGCCCUCAUCCUUCUCCUUCUGCUCUUCUUCCUCCGCCGCAAGAAGCAACAGCAAGCCCAGAACGGCAAGUUGGGUGGCAAUGAUAGCAAGGACCGGCUGAGCUUCCAAGACCAGGGGAUAGAACCCCUUGCCAAUGGUGCUUACCCGAUGGCCAAGAGUCCGGUCCCCGUCGCUUCCAUCUCGAACGAUUCACUUGCUAUCAUGUCUGGUCACGUCAGUGGGGAGAAGACCCUCAAGCCGCCCCCGGGCAACGCUGGCUAUGGCCUGUCCAACCGCCCACGCGAUAGCAGCCCGCUCUCUCCCAUUCCAUCCAGCGGCCUGGCGCCCUCGAGCAUGUACUCUCAAGAGCCCGAAGGCGCAGCCAUCGUUGCCGGUGGUGCGGCCGGAGCUGCAGCCGCCAGCUCCAACAAGGCCGGUGACCGCACCACCGACGAAGGAUGGGGCAAAUACUUCGAAGACAGCAACAGCACCUCAAAUCUGGGCGGCAUGCCUGCCGACCGCUCGACCGUCAGCUCCGUCUACACAAAAUCCGACUACCGCGGAAGCGCCUGGCCCAUGGCUAACCUCACCCCCGUGAACUUCGGCCUCCUUGACCAACCAAAGCCCUUAGGCCAAGUGUACAGCGGCAGCCCGACGACCGAGAACCCUCCCUCCUCCGACCGGAGCCUCGCCAUCCCCGAAGCCCAAUCAGCACGCAUCUCGAGCGCAGACUCAAUCAGUCUCGCCUCAGAUGAUGACCCCCACGACACAGCCUGGACAGGCGCACACAAACAGAGCUGGCUGGGCCGUCCACCCAGCAGCAACUAUAGCACUAGCUUCUACAACUCUAGCACACGAGACCUGCAAAAUACGAAUUCAGGCUACUUUCCCGAUAUGAGUCGGCAGUCUCAUGGUCGGCGGUCGAGCGUGGUAAUACCAGACGACAUCGACGAGCUCCGAGCCGGUCGCGAUCAUAAUGUUAAUUCAGAUAUGAGCUGGCUUAAUAUCCACGCUGAUCGCUGA
Molecule: messenger RNA, 2172 nt
Organism: Penicillium argentinense
Lineage: Eukaryota; Fungi; Ascomycota; Eurotiomycetes; Eurotiales; Aspergillaceae
Exons: 1
Coding region: 1-2172 (723 amino acids)
Molecular function (GO): protein binding
Source: RefSeq, a predicted model, not a curated record